Messenger RNA from Lepus europaeus (European hare), 1769 nucleotides. It is a transcript of the gene TMEM204, whose product is annotated as transmembrane protein 204. The transcript has 3 exons. NCBI's taxonomy places the organism in Eukaryota, Metazoa, Chordata, Mammalia, Lagomorpha, Leporidae. The record is from RefSeq and is a predicted model, not a curated record. The coding region runs from base 613 to 1293 and encodes 226 amino acids.
CCUCUCUGCUGGGAGACGGGGAAGACGCGAGCUCGCGUCCGCGCACACGCACUUCCCCGCGGCCGCGCUCUGCUUUCCAGGACCUGCCACUCCUGCAAAGGGAGGCAGCGGGACAGGGCCCGGGCGGCAGAGAGGCGGCGCCACCCGCACUGUCCUGCGGCCCUGCGGGGAGCCCAGCGGUCCAGAGCGUGACCGUGACCGGCGACCCCACGCUGUCUCCCGAGUCACUUUGUUUUCUGCCGCUGCAGGGGAGAAGAGGCGCACGCCGGACGCAGCCCCCCCCACCCCCUGCGUCCCAGGAAGACGGCGCGCUCACAAUUCUGGAUUCUGGCUGGUGCCUGCCUGCGCGCCCCGGGAUGGGCCUCGAGGCCGCGGGCUUCAGCACAGGUCUGGCCCUGCUCCAAGUGCAGGAGGGAGGCUAAGGCAGGGCCGUCCAUGGGCCUCGGACGCCUGCGACGCCCGUCUGCCUGGCUGGGCUGCACGCACUGCCUCCAAGAAUGAGCGCUGAUGUCCUCUAGCCGCCCCUAGCCACGUCUCCGUCCCACCUGGAUGCACAGCUGCUGACUGGGACUGGGGCUCUCCCCACGGAAACGGACAUCUCCACGGUCAGCCAUGGCCGUCCAGAAACUCGUGGCCACCGCCGUGCUGGUGGCCCUCGUCUCUCUCAUCCUCAACAACGUGGCAGCCUUCACCCCCAACUGGGUGUACCAGACGCUGGAGGACGGGCGCAAGCGCAGCGUGGGGCUGUGGAGGUCCUGCUGGCUGGUGGACAGGGGCCGGGGAGGCCCGAGCCCCGGGGCCAGAGCCGGGCAGGUGGACGCACGGGACUGUGAGGCCCUGGGCUGGGGCUCCGAGUCAGCAGGCUUCCAGGAGGCACGAGGCACCGUCAAACUGCAGUUCGACAUGAUGCGCGCCUGCAACAUGAUGGCCACGGCGGCCCUCGCUGCAGGCCAGCUCACCUUCAUCCUGGGGCUGACGGGCCUGCCCCUGCUGUCGUCCGAGUCCCAGUGCUGGGAGGAGGCCAUGGCUGCUGCGUUCCAGCUGGCAAGUUUCGUCCUUGUCAUCGGACUGGUGACGUUCUACAGAAUCGGCCCGUACACCAACCUGGCCUGGUCUUGCUACCUGAACAUCGGCGCCUGCCUCCUGGCCACCUUGGCGGCUGCCAUGCUCAUCUGGAACAUUCUGCACCGGAGAGAGGACUGCAUGGCGCCCCGCGUCAUCGUCAUCAGCCGCUCCCUCACGGCGCGGUUUCGCCGCGGGCUGGACAACGACUACGUGGAGUCCCCGUGCUGAGUCGCCCUUCUCAGGCUGCACCCGAGUAGCCACUGGCACGGACAGUCUCCUCACCGCCUGCGCAGUGGGUGAGUGUGGGUCACCACGCACGCCGCUGUGGGACACAGCACAUUCACGACGCUCCCCAUGUGUAUGUUCUAUGUCUAUGUAUCACGGGUGCCACCCCACUCUGACACGGCUUCCCAGCCAGGCGCGUUCUGAGGGUGGAUCCACCCUGGAAUCUGAACAGGUGAGGUGGUGGCGUGGCUGCCCUGCUCUCUGCUUGGUUUGGGGUUAAUUUAUUCUGCAUCUGCCGAGAGAGCAUCCCCGGUUGUAUUUACUUUGGUAAAGCAAAACACCCAGGAAGGUUUUGUUGAUGGUUCAUGGUAUUCCUUGGUGAAUCAGGAUUUAUAACCAGACAGUAAUGGUUCUGGGACAGACCUGUGUUAGUAGUAUGUUCUGUUCCUGAUUAUUUUUCUAAGUUAAAAUAAAUGCAA